Musa acuminata AAA Group (dessert banana) is the source of this 2853-nucleotide messenger RNA. Its product is annotated as protein MLN51 homolog. Lineage: Eukaryota; Viridiplantae; Streptophyta; Magnoliopsida; Zingiberales; Musaceae. Gene Ontology annotation, molecular function: mRNA binding. Gene Ontology annotation, biological process: mRNA processing. The record is from RefSeq and is a predicted model, not a curated record. The coding region runs from base 276 to 2273 and encodes 665 amino acids. Gene Ontology annotation, cellular component: exon-exon junction complex. The transcript has 12 exons.
UCUUGGAUAUUUUGGAUCGAGGUAGAGAACACGUACACCUCGAAAUCCCUCUUUUCCUCUCUCCGUCUCUUUUUCUCUCUCUCUCUUUUCUUGUGGAUCCAUGUCGUCGUCUGAUCUUCUUCGUCUCUUUCCGAACACUUAGGAUCCAUUGCUACUGCCAUUUUCGAAACCCUUGGAUCGAAUUCCGUCGAGAUUCGUAGGGUAUCUGCUUGGAAUCGAAAUUUGACGAGGAAUCUUUGGGUUUAGGGGCGUUGAAUUAGGGUUUGGGCAGAUCGAUGGCUGCCAAGGAGGAGGACGUGGAGUACGAGAGCGAUCCCGAGGACGCGCCGCUGCCCACGAUGCGACGCAGGGAGGCGAGCGAUGACGAGGAAGUGGAGGGAUCCGACGAGCGAGGGAAGCCCGCGAGGGAUGGUCUUAGGGCCGAGGUUGGAUCCGAGGGCGAAUCUGAUGGUGAAGGAGGCGCGGAGGUGUAUGAUGACGAAGAGGAGUACUACUACGACGAGGAGGAGGAUGAACUGGGGGACGGAGUGGAGGAGCGACUGGGAGGAAGAGAAGAAGAAGCGUUAGAAGUUGGAGGGAACCAUGUUGCUGUGGGAACGAGCGGAAAGCCCAGGGAGUCGAGGAAGUCACCUGAGCCCCAAGGAGAUGAACAGAAGUCUGAUGGGAAUCUAGAGGAAAAUCAAGAAGACAAGAAUCAGGUGGAAGAGGAAGAGAAAAAAGAGAACGAGCCGUACGCUGUGCCGACCGCCGGAUCUUUCUACAUGCAUGAUGAUCGGUUCCAAGAAAAUGGCAGGGGACGCCACAGGCGUAUGUUUGGUGGGCGCAAGUUGUGGGAUCCUAAAGAUGAACGUGCCUGGGUGCAUGAUAGAUUUGAAGAAAUGAAUCUGCAGGACAUACGUAACAAUGAGGAAAGGCGAGGGUCUAGACGUCGUUUUAGGGGUCGUGGUCGUAGCAAAAGUCAGGGUGCUGAAGGUGGUUAUGUUAGAGGAAAUAGAUAUCACGCAUCUCAUGAUGAGGGAAACAACCAAGGUCGUGCUCCAAGGACUGUUAGAGGGAGAGGGCCUAGGCGCUAUGAACCUAUUCCAAAAAACAAAGGAGAUUUUCCUGCAGCUCAAAGCAAACGGUCACUUAUAAACCAGCAAGAAUCACCAUCAAUUCAUAAUACGGGGAGACAGUCUUCUCGGGCUGCAAGUGUGAAAUCAGAAUUUCCACGAAAGAAUACUUUUGCUUCGAGCCUCAAUUCUGCUUCACCCCCUUUUUACCCCUCUGGGUCUUCGAAUCAAGACAUAACGUUGAACCAGAAAAGGGACGUACAAACUGGAAGUAUCAAUAAGGCCGUUGCUUACUCAACACAGAUGAGAAAUGAUUCUAACAUAUCCCAGUCUAACUCAUUGAUGCAAGGAAAGAUAGCCACUGAUAUGGUUGGCCAUGAUAGAUUUUAUACAGAUCCUUCCCUGCUGCCGGCUGCUGGGAAAACUUCAGCUAACCCCAAAGAAUUUACUCAUUCUGCUAGUUCUAGGGUUCAAGGGAGGGGCUUAAGUAGUGCUGGACCACUAAAUAGCCAUUCAGGAUCACUCAUGGCUACUCAAAUUAAGCCCACUGUAAGACCAGUUCAAGUUCCAACUCAACCUGCAAUUCGAAGUUCUACUCAGCAAGUGGUCGAGCCCCUUAGCAAUGGAAGGCAAGCAUCGCCUCCUCAGCCUCCAUCUGUGAAUUCAUCUGAAGUUGGAGAGGCUGAUUCGUCUCCAGGUUCAAGCAAAUCAAAAAUUUCACUGGCUGAAAAAGCAAGGAUUAGCAACCAAGGAAUUGGAAAGGGCUCUUUUCUGUAUGGUGGAGCUCAGGUAAUUGGAGCAACCGGAGCUAUGGGCCUUGCACAUACUGAACAAAACUUUCCUGGUACUCCAGCACUGUUGCCAGUUAUGCAACUUGGGAACCAGCAUCCUGGUGGUAUUGGGGUUCCUGCUAUGGGCAUGGCUCUUCCAGGAUACGUAGCUCAACCACAACUUGGUUUUGGCAAUUCUGAAAUGACUUGGGUGCCAGUGUUAGCAGGUGCUGCUGGGGCUUUAGGGGCAUCUUAUUGCCCACCAUAUGUAGCUCUUGAUGGCAAUUACUAUGCCCGUCCUUCAGGACAGACAUCUUCUAGGGAAUCGAGUACAAACAAACCUGGUAGUUCCUUGAAACUCUCACAGAGACCUGAGAUUGCGAAUGAGGAACUUGGAGAACGCCAGAACAAGCCUCGUAGCAGAUACUCGGAGAUGAACUUUGGCCAGUGAAGUGCAUAGACAGGGUUGGAUGUAUUUGAAUAACAGCUUUAGGCAUUUUAUGAUGCCCUCUGUGGUCUUCAGCAUCUGAUCUGGAACACAUUGGGUUGUUUAGAGUCCCAAGAUAUGCUAGUUUCUGUUCAAGUGAGCAAUCGAUGUUCUUGGUUGAAAUCUCAUUGUCUGCAGUUGUAACUCAUGCAGCUGUAUAACACUUAAAACACCUGCUCUUGUUGUAAAUAAUAUGAGAAGAUCAUUUUGCAGCGGGGCAGGUGAUGUACGUGUGUUUGAACUCCGGUAAAAUAUUUAGCUGUGGUUGAAGCUUGUUGGAAUGAUGAGGUAGUGACCUUUUUAAGAGAGGUACUGAGAGGAAUUGUUGAAUAACCUGCAGUGCAGUGCAGUGGUGUUUGACUAAAUUUCAAGAUUGUUUGCCACGAGGUGUGUGGCCUGUUGACCAGACCACGUUUGUGUUGUUUGAGUUGCCACUCGUUUAACCAACCGCCUGCUGUUGCAUUGGUUGGUUAGUUAAUAUUGACUGGAUUUAAAUGUCAUUGCUUCUCUGCCUGUGUUAUAAGAAUUUGUGGUUUGUGCUUUA